AUUUAUUAAUGCCAUUUUUGAAAGUGAAAUACUGAAAUGCCUUUUUUGUACCUUCCGCUGAGCUUGGGAAUCCAAAUUUGCUGUAUUUGAAUGUUACUAGGUUCCAAGAUUGUGUUACACCAUACUAUCUGCAUAACAAAGCUGCACUAUGGCCAGUGUUAAAUGUAUGACAGCUUCAAAACAUCUGAAGAGAGAGUGUCUCAUCCUAUACAUGUCAUCUCUUUAAAGCAAAGUUCAAUAUACUGCAACAUAACAUAUGUAAUUUAAGGAAAGAUGGAAGCACUAGAGGAUGCCUUCAGAGUGCUAGGUCUGGAUUCUGACGCCACCUUGGGCGAGGUUUACACCCGCUACCACCAGAUCAUGGCCAGCGGGAACGUGCGGCCGGACGGCCGGCCGCGCACCAACCUUCCAGCCGUGCGACACUCAUUCAACAUCAUCAUGCAGCACAUGCAGAUUGCUGAUUUGCUCAUCGCCGACGACGACGACGAGGACGACAACGACGAGGACACCUUUUCGGACAGUUUUUUCUCGCCGGCCGACUACUACGACACGGACCAGCUGCGUGAGAGCAAGUUCAGCCGUCGCCGAACGAGCCCUGACACGGGCUAUCGUACUAACACGGAUGGCGCGGCGGUGGCGGCCUGCGCCACCAGUCUGGUCCAGGAGGAGGAGAACGCCAAACACGAAAACAGAAAGACCAAUGUCAAAAAGAAGAAGAAGAAGAAGAAAAAGAAGAAACCUGAUUCCUCUAUCGCUGUCAACGUUAAUAAUAACAGCAGUGAUGCUCGUAACGAAAAUACACCAGCCAGUGAUUCGGACGGGGAAGGUCUGGACCUCGAUUCGGCCUUCGCCAAGGCUGCCCGCAAAGCGUCCGCUGAGAAGCUAGCGGCAGCCAACGGCAGCAAGACCGAACCCAAGCGAGCGGCGGGCAGGGCGACGCCAGCACAGGGUGCCGCCGCCGCCGCCGCCGCCGCGCCAGCGCCGCCGCCGCCGGACACCGUGCGCGAGCGGGCCCAUAAGCUGGGUGCCAGCGGCACCGAGCUGGCCAAACGCGGCCAGUAUCCGCAGGCCGUGCAGGCGUUCACGCAGGCGGUCCGGCUCGACCCGGACGAUCAUCGCUUCUUCGGCAACCGCAGCUUCUGCCUGGAGCGGCUCCAACAGUACGACAAAGCCCUGAAGGACGCCGAGCAGGCUAUACAGAUCGAUCCGUCUUGGCCGAAGGGAUAUUUCCGAAAGGGUCGAGCCUAUCUGGGGCAAAAGAAAUAUCAGGAGGCGGAGGAGGCGUUUCGGCACGUUUUGAAACUGGACCAGGACGUCCCCGAAUGUCGUCAAGAACUAAAAAGGCUAAGCGUUUACAAGCUGAUGACAAUGGGAUUCGAAAAGAACCGCGCGCGAUCCGCCAUCGAACAGUACGGCACGGAGGAGGCGGCCGUGAACGCCCUGCUGCGGGGCGACGUCCGGGACGACCUGGACAUCAGCCCCGAGUGGGACUCGGACGACACGGGCGAGCCUACGCCAGGCCGAUCUGUCGACCCCAAGGAGGACCCAUCCAACGUCGAGGGCCUGACUUCGCUCUGGGUGGGGAACAUCAUGCAGUCGGUGACGGACAGGGACCUCGCCGCCCUGUUCGCCAGACACGGUGCCGUCACGAGCGUGCGCGUGCUGCCCGACCGCUUCUGCGCAUUCAUCAACUUCGGCGACAAGAAGGGCGCCAGCCUGGCCAUGCAGCACCUGCAGGGACACGAGUUUCACGGUAACCGGCUCAAGAUCAAGUUCCCGGACAACCCGAUCGUCAACGGCCAGCAGAAGAUCGUGCUCGGCAAGAAGGGGGUCGGCGCGGCCGCUGGCGGACCACGCAAGCUGUCCGGUCCCGUCGGAGACGGCGAAUGCUUCUAUUGGCGAACGGCCGAGUGCACGUACGGAACCGCUUGCAAAUACAAGCACAUUCCAGCCAGCAAGGGGAUUGACCGGAAACAGUGGCGCCGAUAGUGAUGAGCCGCAGCAGGAGCGGCGGCCGACUGGGGGCGGGUGGAGCCGAGCCGGUCGCGGCAGGAGCGACGCCACAGCCGAGUGGCUGCGAGCUGCUGUCUCUGCGCACGUGGGCCAGUGAACAGGCAGCGGGCAGUAAAUCAGUAGGCACACGACACCACUGGUAACCAGUACCACGUGACAUCACGGGGAACCUGUAAUCACGACAGCCCGGAGAGGAACCGGUAUACGAUCAUAUGGGGUUUCAGAGAGGGACCGUCACGUCGGGAUGCUGGGCGCCCAUCGUUUCCAGUUUGAUAUUGGUUAUGUGAUCACGUGUUUCGUGCGACUUUUUGUUGAGACUUUGAGAGCUUGUGCCCCUAUACGGGGCUGGUCCGUAUGUUUUGUACGCUAUUGCUGCGGCGCGGGUGUAGAUGUGGCGU
Molecule: messenger RNA, 2411 nt
Organism: Pollicipes pollicipes
Lineage: Eukaryota; Metazoa; Arthropoda; Thecostraca; Pollicipedomorpha; Pollicipedidae
Exons: 13
Coding region: 274-1989 (571 amino acids)
Molecular function (GO): protein binding; metal ion binding; RNA binding
Source: RefSeq, a predicted model, not a curated record